This is a messenger RNA of Enhydra lutris kenyoni (northern sea otter), 1903 nucleotides long. RefSeq names its product syntaxin 18. The transcript is spliced from 11 exons. Gene Ontology annotation, molecular function: SNAP receptor activity. Gene Ontology annotation, cellular component: endoplasmic reticulum; SNARE complex; membrane. The record is from RefSeq and is a predicted model, not a curated record. NCBI's taxonomy places the organism in Eukaryota, Metazoa, Chordata, Mammalia, Carnivora, Mustelidae. Gene Ontology annotation, biological process: intracellular protein transport; retrograde vesicle-mediated transport, Golgi to endoplasmic reticulum. The coding region runs from base 65 to 1072 and encodes 335 amino acids.
CACGCCGCGGUCGCAAGCUGCUGACGUGUGCCGGCCAGGAAGGGGGUCGGGGGUGUAGGUCGCUAUGGCGGUGGAUAUCACGCUGCUGUUCCGGGCCAGCGUCAAGACCGUGAAGACGCGCAACAAAGCGCUGGGAGUGGCAGUGGGUGGCGGGGUCGAUGGCAGCCGUGACGAGCUGUUCCGCCGGAGCCCCCGGCCCAAGGGCGACUUCUCCAGCCGGGCGCGGGAAGUGAUUUCACACAUUGGCAAACUGAGAGAUUUUCUUCUGGAACACAGGAAAGAUUAUAUUAAUGCUUAUAGCCACGUCAUGUCUGAAUACGGAAGGAUGACAGACACAGAACGAGACCAGAUAGACCAGGACGCUCAGACGUUCAUGAGGACCUGCUCCGAAGCAAUUCAGCAGCUGAGAACUCAAGCCCACAAGGAGAUACACUCCCAGCAAGUGAAGGAGCACAGGAGCGUGGUUCUGGAUUUCAUCGAAGAUUACUUAAAAAGAGUAUGUAAACUUUACUCAGAACAGAGAGCCAUCCGAGUUAAACGAGUGGUGGAUAAGAAAAGACUAUCUAAGCUGGAACCAGAGCCAAAUACAAAGACAAGAGAAUCCAUGUCUUCUGAGAAAGGUUCACGGCAUCCUUCACAAGAGUCUGAAGAAAAACCUGCUACUGAAGAAUACCCAGAAAAGGUUCCAGCCGAAUCACAACCUGAACUGGGCACCUGGGGAGAGGGCAAAGGUGACGAUGAAUUAUCCCCAGAAGAAAUACAAAUGUUUGAACAAGAAAACCAGCGCCUCAUUGGUGAAAUGAACAGCCUGUUCGAUGAAGUGAGGCAAAUCGAAGGGAGAGUGGUUGAAAUUUCCAGACUCCAGGAGAUAUUCACAGAGAAGGUUUUACAACAGGAAGCCGAGAUCGACAGCAUUCACCAGUUAGUUGUCGGAGCAACUGAGAAUAUCAAGGAGGGUAAUGAAGACAUCAGAGAGGCCAUUAAAAACAACGCUGGCUUCCGAGUGUGGGUCCUCUUCUUCCUGGUGAUGUGCUCCUUCUCCCUACUCUUCCUGGACUGGUAUGACAGCUAGCCUGUCCGGCUGCUCCUGGCGGAUGGUGCGUUGUCAAGGGUCACCGGGAUGGGAGCGGGACUGUGAGAUUUCAUCACCGCACCAUUCAGGGGGGAGGGGGCUGGGACAGAGGCACACUGUCACAGAAGGAACACCCAGACCUGUGGGUUUAAGCCCAUUUGGUAGCGGAAAGAGAAAAUAACACAAGUGGAAAGUGGCCUAUAUAGCAGCAAUCCUGACUUGAGGUGGGGUGGGGGGGCUCACCGGCUGCACCUACAGCUGCAGGCCCGGGGCUCAGGGAGGCUCUUGCCUUGCCCUUCCAGCGGCUUCGGGGAAAAGUGCCGGUUGGUAACUUCUCACAAUGAUCAUUUCUUUGUUUCCUGUGGCUUCUUCUCUGCCUGAGCCCUGUGAUAGCCUCACUAUAUUCUAGAAACAAACCUUUGUCCUGUUAAUGUAAUAAAUGCACCUAGAGCUACUUCGUGUCCUGUUAGUGGGUCACAGAAGUGCAGCUGACGCCUGCCUGCUGGGUGGGGAAGAAGGGUGGGGACAGACUCUGGACACUCAGGAGGGGCCCCCUGGAGCUUGUGUCCAGAGCCAGAACCUGGCCUACGGCUCCCCGACCUGUGUGCCUGACCCUUGAGGAAACAGGAGCACCAGUUUGCAGUGGGAAGUUCGAGACUUCUGGAGCCACUUUGGUGCAGAAGCUCGCUGGUGGUCCGUGGGGCCCCACGCCUGUGUGCGAUACUGACUGUCGCGCAGCUGCGGGCUCCUUGUGUUCCUUGUUUGCACAGAGCGAAAGUGUUGGAAGUUACCUGUGAGUGAGUUUACAGCCAAUAAAACAUCUAGAUGGUA